GUGUGGCACAAUCGGAUGAUUCCGGUGGGCGGAGCCUCGCAGGAGGAAAUGGUGCUGUUGGCUCAUUGCUCUUUAGGAAACCGGCGACGACGAGCAUCCGCAGCCCACCGGUCUGUCCACACGGUCCCCGUCCCUUCAGUCCGACCUCAAAGCUCCAGCUUGAACCGGGAUCAUUUUGCCAAACAAAGUCUGAAAACACAUCCCCGGUUCGUCACAAUCACGCAGCUCUUGCAUGCUUCGCUUUGGACAGACAUCUGUGAAGAACUCGGGAGUUUACGGUUUCAGAGAAGCUGCCGCAGGAUGGAAACGCAGAUACAUGUGCCUGUCGGUUCGCCGGUUAUCAGAAAAAUUCCCGUGUUCGUAGACGAGCACAGCGUGAAAGAAGGGGCCAUGAAGCUCAUUAAAGAGUUGAGACCGGCGUGGGAGCCUGACAGCGUCAGAACCAAGUCCUUCACCGAUGGGACCACCAACAAGCUGGUUGGUUGCUACGUGGACGACAGCCCCGACGACGUGGUCCUCGUCCGAGUGUACGGCAACAAGACGGAGCUGAUCGUGGACAGAGACAACGAGCUCAAGAGCUUCCAGGUGCUGCACGCUAACGGCUGCGCCCCGCGCCUCUACUGCACCUUCCAGAACGGAAUCUGCUACGAGUUCAUGCAGGGGGACGCUCUGGGGCCGCAGGACGUCCGGGACCCCACCCUGAUCCGGCUGAUAUCCAGGGAGAUGGCUCGGAUCCACGCCAUCCAUGCUCACAACGGCUGCAUCCCCAAGCCCAACCUGUGGAUCAAGAUGAGGCAGUACUUCUCCCUGGUGGCCACAGAGUUCACCGAUCAGGCCUCAAACAUCAGAAUCCAGCAGGAGGUUCCGAGCAAGGCGGUGCUGGAGCAGGAGAUGGUGUGGAUGAAGGAACAUCUGUCCACGCUGGGCUCCCCUGUGGUGCUCUGCCACAACGACCUGCUCUGCAAGAACAUCAUCCACAACAGCAAGGAGGGUCACGUUCGCUUCAUAGACUACGAAUACUCCAGUUACAACUACCAGGCCUUCGACAUCGGCAACCACUUCAACGAAUUUGCAGGCAUGGCUGAGCUGGACUACGGUCUCUACCCGAGUCCUCAGAUGCAGAUGGACUGGCUGAAGCAGUACCUGCAGGCCUACAAGCUGUUCACUAAGAACACCGACCAGGUCAGCCAGCGGGAGCUGGAGACGCUCUAUGUUCAGGUCAACAAGUUUGCUCUGGCUUCCCACUUCUUCUGGGGAUUCUGGGCUCUCAUCCAAGCCAAAUACUCCACCAUCGACUUUGACUUCCUCGGGUACGCUGUUCUUCGUUUCAACCAGUACUUCCACAUCAAACCCACAGUGAUGGCGCUGCAGAUCCCAGAGUGAGAGGAGGUCCAAAGUUGGGUCGGGUCGGUUCUGUCAACCUGCUGCUAGUGGGCGGAGCCUCUCACAGCGCCAGGCAGCUUUCGUCUUAAUCAAGCCCAAUUACUCUCCUGCAAACUUACCUCAGCAUCCGUCACCAGUUUGACUGCAGAAUGACUGAAGCUCCAUGCCAUUGAUUGAUUUCUUCAUGUUGGGGUCAGAGGUGAUGACCUCUGAGCCAGACUGAGGCUCGCAUCGCAGCGUUCCCCCUGUCCGGAUCAUUCCUCCUCCUGCUCCUGCUCCUCCUCCUCAGGUUUGGUGCCAGCAGCUCCCGGGCCUCGGCUCGACCCACAUGUCAAUCUGUUUGUCUGGAUCACUCGGUGAGGAAGAGGAGCUGGACGUUUAGUCUCUUCAUUCUCAGUUAUUCUUCAGCUUCUUGGCUUUUAUGGCUGCAGCGACUCGCUCUGUUGGCUUUCCAUUUCAGCUUUCCAGACAUGUUGGAAAAUCCCGACCUUUGACCCCCAGCCCCUCUGUGUCUGCUCUCUCUCUCUCCUCAUGUUUCAGCCCUCUGCUUCCUUCAGCCUCUCACUCCCUCCUGCUUCCUACAUCUGGAGCCAUACUGGAUUUUACUGUAACACGUUGGACACUGAGUCGUUCAAGGUCACUGUCAGUUCUGACAAAAUGAAUCUUUAAACCUGAUUUUAGAAAUGCAAGUUAAUCAUAACUAUCAAUAUUUCAGGGUGCACUGAUUGCAGUUUUUUGGCUGGUCACCAAUAUUCCAGUUUUGUCCUGUGUCACUUUCUUUUCUCUGAAAAGUGGCUGAAUGUCUCUCCAGAUGUUACCAACAGUGGCUGAGUGUUAUUAAGCGACAUGAUUCAUAGAACCUGUUUAUAGAAAUGCAUCUUAACGAUGUCUAUAGAAACAUGUCGGGGCACAGAUUGCACUUUUUGACCAGUCAGCGAUUUCUGUUCUUUCUCUUUCAAGCUGAUUUUGGCAGACAUCAAUUUUUAUUUAUUUAUUUAUUUAUUGUUCUUGGCCUGAAGAGUUGCUAUUUGGAGCAUCAAAGGUUGCCAACUGUGGUUAUUGCUACCAUCAAAGUCCAGCUUCAGGUACAACCGUCCAUGUCCAGCCGUGACCCGGUGAGCCGGUCAGUCACUCAGGUCACCAGGUCAUGCAGAGCAAAGUGGGACAGGCUGAUGUCCAGACCUUUGCAGAUGCCCAUAAGCAAAAACGUGGGAAAUCUGAGCCAAUUCCUCAGUGCAUCCCUAUAAAAAUGAAUACAAAAACCAAAAUAAAAAGUCUGUGAAGAACGUGUAAAAAAGUCUCUCCUGUUGGUUGACGUGUUCAGAGCCUGAAGAUGGAAGGAUAUUCAGUCAAAUUGUCUGGCUGUGGGAUUGGAUGCGUCUCUGUACAACUCAUCCUCAAAACACUCCAUGCUGGUUUAUCUAAAAACAAACGCAGAAGGUGCCUAAAUGAGGAUCAUCUUGUCAUAAUUUACUUUCUCUUACUUGAAACUACCAGAAGACUCCAUUUCAGACCACAAACAGAAUCAUAAUAACAUUGACUUCAUAAAACUGGCUCAGCCUUUCUCUCUGUUCUGUCUUGUCAUUUUGAGCCACUUCUUCACAUUCCAACGUGACUGUAUGACGUCUGUGUGUAGUUCAGUACAGCCCCCACAGGGGGAGCCGCUGAGCGCGACCUUUGUCCUUCAUUGCUGGUGUCGCGCAGCGGCAGGGUUGAAUAAUUGAGCAGACGCUCUGAUGAGCUGCAGGGAGAAAGUGGAGGAGCCGUCCGUCUCUAAAGCCAAACCCUGUCGCCUCUGACGGCGAAUCCUCCUUAGAAGCUGCUGUGAUCACCAGGCCACAGAGCAGCUCGCGUACAUUUUCAGACUGAAUUAGUGAAGCAAGCACUUCCAUGCACAAACACAGCUCGGCCUGCGGGGAAGGCGCAUUUGCACUGUAGAAACGCUCCGAAUUGACCUCUGACCUCGAGCCGACCUCACCUGCUAACAGGCAGGUGAGGUCAGAGGAAACGCUGCAGACGGAUUCUGCCCAGAGCCGAGGCUCUGUGUUUGGACCACUGAGGUUUCUCUUUUGUCAUCAGUUUUUCCAGAUGAACUGGUUGCAGAGCAGAAUUAGCAUUAAAACAUUCCUGCACAUUAAUUUCCCACAAACCUGUGAAAGCAGUUUAUUUAUGGAGUUAAGCUGGUGUUAAAUUUCCCACCUUUUCAUCGUGUUCUUUAAUUACAUCAGUGGCAGUCUAGCUUUAAACUGCAAUUUAUUUAAGGUUGCAUUAUUUCCGAGUGAAUGUACUAAUGUAUUUUAAAAGACACUGCUGAGUUUAUUUUUUAUUUUAAUUUCCUUUUUGUAAAGCAUUGAGCAGACGCGUGGGGCUGUGUGUGGAAGGAGCCAGUUUGGCUUGCAGACGGGAAUUUGUAAAUGUGUGGCUAACGGAGGAUGUAAAUACUGUAAUAAAUCUUGUGAAAAGUUUACUGUACAGUGAUCGUUCAUAGCCUGUAGGAGUGAAAAGAAUUAUUUAAAUGACUGUCAGGAAAUAUUUCAAUUAAAGACUAAAUUGAUUUUAAAAGGA
Molecule: messenger RNA, 3948 nt
Organism: Poeciliopsis prolifica (blackstripe livebearer)
Lineage: Eukaryota; Metazoa; Chordata; Actinopteri; Cyprinodontiformes; Poeciliidae
Gene: etnk2
Product: ethanolamine kinase 2
Exons: 9
Coding region: 16-1383 (455 amino acids)
Biological process (GO): phosphatidylethanolamine biosynthetic process
Cellular component (GO): cytoplasm
Molecular function (GO): ethanolamine kinase activity
Source: RefSeq, a predicted model, not a curated record